UGGUGUAAAUUAACAGUUAGUUUAGUGUUGAAUACACAGCAGGAACGUAAAGGACGGCUAAACCUUCCUGCUUUAAACCAGCUGUGGUGUGAAACAUGACAGCUUGAAUGAAGAAGUUAAACCCUCAGUAGUUACAGGAAGUAGAAAGACUGUGGGUUAAAAGCUCAAGCUGACAGAGUUAUACAGGAAGCAGAGAGAGACGAUGAAGCAGAGAGGAACCAUGGAGGAGUCUAGAUGGAGGAAAAUGUUUGUAUUUUUCCUGCUGCUGCUGCAGAUUCCAGGAGCAGAGAGCAGAGAUCUCUCCCUCUACUUCACCAUCAGAGCUGGAGAUGACGUCACUUUGCCUUGUGAAAAUGUGCCUCAUGGUUACAGUGACUGUAGCUCCACCUCCUGGCUUCACAGUAAAUCAGGACAAGCAGCUGUAGAGUUGGUUGAACUUGGACAGGUUAAAGAUGGCCGCUCAGACAGACUGAGUGUUUCUGCAGAUUGUUCUCUGGUUCUAAAGAAAGUCACAGCUGAGGAUGUUGGUCUCUACUCCUGCAGACAGUUUAUAUCAGGAACACAGAGCGGUCCAGAUGCUGAGGUUCAUCUUUCUCUUGUUAACUUGAGAGAAGAUCAGAACCAGAACAUGGUGACAUUAACCUGCUCUGUGUCCACAUAUGGACAGUGUAAAAACAGAGUGAGGUGGUUGUAUAAUAAUAAGAAUGUGGAUAAAGAUAACCGAGAUGUAACAGAAUCAUCCUCUUCCUGCUCUGCUGCUGUCAGCUUCCAGACGUCUCAUUACAUUUAUCCAUCAAGGUUUAACUUGUUCAGCUGUGAAGUAAAGACAGAAGAUGAUAAACUGCUGACUUUUACCUUCGGCUCUCGUCCAUCAGUGACCACAACACCAGUUACACCUAAACUAGGAGAAACACCAGACGACCGCAAAACAGGUCCGCCGUGGUUGUACAUCAUUCUGCCUCUGGUUCUAGUGGCUUUGAUCAUAACUGUUGUUGUGUUUGUCCUUUUAAGGAGGACUAAAGGAAACAACACAGAACACAAAUCUGGGGAGGGUGACACCCACAGGCCUCUUGGGACUCAGUCAGCGUGUGAAAAUCAGCAACAUGAGGCUGAUGCAGAAAAUGGUGUUUCCUACGCCUCCAUCAGCUACACCAAGAAACCCAACAGCAGGAGCCAGGUUAAAAGUGACGGUGACAACGACACAGUGACCUACAGCACAGUGAAAGCUUCAUCCGCAGAUACCAACUGCCUCUAUGCUUCCAUCAACAAGCCAAACAACCCAGUCUGAGCUCUUUAAAUAUUUAGGAAAGGUGCUAAAUGUUAGAUAUUCCAUCACAGGCGUGCAUUGAAGAAAUAAGGUGUGAAAACAUGACCUGAUUGUUUACUUGGAUCAUUGCUUGAAAGUAGCAAAAUCAGGCAGAUUUUAUGUGUCGAGCUGUGCUGGUGUUGAUUGUUAAAGCGUUGCGUUGAUGUCUUUAGUCAUUAAAUCCAGACUUCCAUUUUUACUUUGAACUGGAAAACAGGAUUUUUGUACAGUUUUACCAAUAACCACGCCCCCCCCCCCCCCCCCUCCAUCACUGCCCACGAUCUGUAAGAGAUUAAAGAUGGAGGGAGCAGUUUUUAUAUUGUUUUAAUUAGCACUCCACUCAUCCCUUAUCUGGUCAGGACAUCCAAGUCUCCUCUUUUUUCACGAGAUUCUGUUUGCAGUUCUACCUCCUUUUGACUCUCAUCCAUUACCAACCUUGGCAAGACCUCAUUCUCCCACCUCAAUAAUAUUGCAAGUCCCUCACUCAACAUCCCUGACGCUGAACAUCUUGCUCGUGCCUUCGUCUCCUCCAGGCUGGACUACUGUAAUGUUCUCCUUCCUGGUAUCUCCAAGAGCUUUAGUCUGUUCAGAACAGAGCUGCCAGAAUCUAACAAAUUCUAAGGACCAAGCUGAUUUCUGCAGGAGACGUGGCCUUCUUCACAGCUGCAGAAUAAACCCCAGAACAUGCUGGUCAGAAGAUUUCUAAGCUAUAUAUAUUUUUUUUAUCAUUUCUGAUUUCAUUCUUUCAUUUAUUUAUACUUUUUACUUUUUUUGCUAAUUGUAGCACUUUGUGAUUGGUAAAAUUAUGUAAAGUGCAUUACAAAUGAAAUGUAGUAUUAUUAUUAUUAUUAUUAUUAUUAUUAUGUAAUCUAUUAUUAAUGUUUGAUAUUUAAUUUUAAUAUUUUCAUCUCAGUAUGUGUCUGAAACUAAGAAAUGCAUUUGAUAUGAUUGAUUUUUGCACAUCACAAGAGAUGCAAUCUAGCAGAGCAGCUGCAGUGUGGAACAUUAAAGGUCAUAAUGAAACGCA
Molecule: messenger RNA, 2333 nt
Organism: Fundulus heteroclitus (mummichog)
Lineage: Eukaryota; Metazoa; Chordata; Actinopteri; Cyprinodontiformes; Fundulidae
Exons: 9
Coding region: 203-1288 (361 amino acids)
Biological process (GO): T cell activation; interleukin-15-mediated signaling pathway; positive regulation of ERK1 and ERK2 cascade
Cellular component (GO): membrane raft; external side of plasma membrane
Molecular function (GO): MHC class II protein binding; protein tyrosine kinase binding
Source: RefSeq, a predicted model, not a curated record